AUGGCCGACAUAGCAGGCUUGGAGGCAUACGCCUCCGUCCAGCAGGAUGGCCGAAACACCUGGCAAAGCGUCGCAGCCCAGCUGGGACGCCAGCUCUCUGCGACCCCGUCUCACCUAUCCCGAGCGCUGUAUGUGCCUCGUCACGAUAGCAGCAUGUCGCACCUCCCAUUGUACGACAUCAGCACGCGGUAUGCAGACGCCGUAGGCGAUCUCCCAAUCGGGUCCAGCAAAUACGCCGUGAAGCUGGGCCUGAUGCAGCGCCCUCGCGGCGACGGAGGGGACGAUAUCCUCGUUCUGUGUAAUGCGCACAUCAGCCCUGUUGGCGACAGCGACACGGUGAAGGGGUCGGUCCAGUAUCGCGGACAGCCGACAGAGCCGUGUCCCGAGGUUGGUCUGUCCAUUGGAACUUCCGACGACAAUGUAUGCUGUGUUACCAUCCCAGACCCUGCUGGGUCGGGGACAAGCCUGCAGUUCGCCAUGACGUGCUCCUUCCCUAUCAGCCCGUCGGUGACCCGGGAGGGCACCUUCACGCAUCCGUACUUUACGUUCAGGCUCCCGGGUGAGGCGGGUGGCGCCGAUUUUCAAUGGCAGAUUCAUCCUGUCGAGCAUGGGCCUCUGCGAUAUACCCUGGUUCAGAUGCCGCCAGAGGGCCAAACAACGAAUGACCCGGAGAUCCAAGCGAUAUAUCAUCAUAUCGGGCUGGGCGCUUCGCUUUCUCAGUCUCACAGUGAAGGCGUGCUUUUGCUACCUUCCGCGAUGUCGCCAGAAACUUGCGUCAUAGUUGUGGCUACUGCAUUGGCGAUGCUUUCGAGGCUGAGAGGUCUUAACAAGGACCAGAAAGGGCACAAGAUGGCCAAGGAGUCGAAACAUAGCCGGCUGGCGUCAAUUAAGAACCUUGUCAAGGGAAAGCGUACAUAG
Aspergillus terreus NIH2624 is the source of this 918-nucleotide messenger RNA. RefSeq lists its product as uncharacterized. The transcript has 2 exons. NCBI's taxonomy places the organism in Eukaryota, Fungi, Ascomycota, Eurotiomycetes, Eurotiales, Aspergillaceae. The record is from RefSeq and is a predicted model, not a curated record. Bases 1 to 918 code for a protein of 305 amino acids.